Messenger RNA from Clavispora lusitaniae ATCC 42720, 498 nucleotides. NCBI's taxonomy places the organism in Eukaryota, Fungi, Ascomycota, Pichiomycetes, Serinales, Metschnikowiaceae. The record is from RefSeq and is a predicted model, not a curated record.
AUGAUAAUUAAACUUUUGAUACAGGCUCUAAGUAUUAGUUCAAAAUACCAACAGUCGUCUUUAUUUCUGCAAGCCAUAAAUGAAAUUAUGCCAGAAUCGAUUAACCAACGCUUAAGGUACUGCCUAAUGUCGGUGAUAUCAAGGCUAUUCAUAACCUUAUUCGAUUAUAGUACCAAGAUGUCUUUAUGGCAGGAUGGACUUAUCUCCAAUUGCAGAGCUUCGAUCCUAUCUGAAAGCUUUCAUUUAGUUCAAGCUAGCAAACUCUUCAAACUUGAAAAUCUCUGUUUAUGCUUCAAUUGUUUCCUCAACUUAACCAGAUCGGCUAAAAGUAAUGCUAUAGUAACGUUAAGCUUUUCCACAAGUGGAAUAUUCCCACUUGCUCUAAUUAUGCUCGGAUACAAAGGAUCUUCGAGUUUGGAAACCUUCUUUAAUUUAGACCCAGAACCCUUCAACAUGAUCUUGAUUCCUGCUUGUAAAGGUCAGUCGUGUGGCAAUUGA